UCGAGGUGUGCAGUCGAGCGGUGUGCCGCGGAUUAAUUUCAGUGAAAAAAGCAGUGAAAGCAGCAAGAGUGCCGAUUUUAAUAUUACGUUCCGUUGUUUGCCGUUUUAUUCUUCGCAAAACGUGAAGUAACAUCACAGUGCUGUGCUGUGUAUAUUCAGGGAGGUUUGGGUAGCUAAUCUGUCGACAACGAUGAGUGAAAAACAGGAUCCACAAAAUGGCGAUCACCAGAACGGCCGCAACGAAGAUGAUGAGAUUCGCGAGCCGGAACACCUUCGCAAGCUGUUCAUCGGCGGACUCGAUUACCGCACCACCGACGAUACGCUGAAGGCGUACUUCGAGAAAUGGGGCAAGGUGGUGGACGUGGUCGUCAUGAAGGACCCGAAGACGAAGCGCAGCCGUGGCUUCGGCUUCAUUACCUAUUCUAAGUCGUACAUGAUUGACGAGGCCCAGGCGAGUCGCCCGCAUAAGAUUGAUGGUCGCGUGGUGGAGCCGAAGCGCGCCGUUCCGCGUCAGGACAUCAACCGGCCGGAGGCAGGCUCGUCGGUGAAGAAACUGUUCGUCGGCGGACUGCGCGAUGACUUCGAUGAGGAGCAUCUGCGCGAUUACUUCUCGAAGUAUGGUAACGUAAUUUCCGCCUGCAUCGUGACGGACAAGGAUAAUGGCAAGAAGCGCGGCUUCGGGUUUGUGGAGUUCGACGAUUACGAUCCCGUCGACAAGAUUAUCCUACAAAAAAGUCACACGAUUCAGAAUAAGCUGCUCGAUGUGAAAAAGGCUCUGCCGAAGCAAGACAUGGACCGCUACAAAAACGAUAUGGGUCGUGGUAGCGGGGGCGGCGGUGGUGGCGCCUGGGGCAACCAGCGCGGUAGUGGCGGCGGUGGCUGGAACAGCCAGCGUGGUGGUGGAGGCGGUGGCGGCUGGGGCAACCAGCGUGGUGGCGGUGCCAACGACUGGAACAGCGGUGGGUUCAAUAACGGUGGUGGUUUUAACAACGGCGGCUUUAACAACGCCGGCAGCAACUGGAACAACGGCGGUGGCAAUCCGUGGGACAAUGGCUGCGGCUCGCAGGGCCAGGGCGGCUGGGGCAACAAUGGCGGCAACUGGGGAGGCAACAGUGGAGGUGGAGGUGGUUGGGGUGGCAAUGAGUUCGGGAACAACUACCAGCAGGGCUACAACGCUGGCCCGGUGCGAGCCGGAGGCAAUUUUAAUCAGCGAGCGGCGCCCUACGGCAAUCAAGGUGGCGGCGGUUACGGUGGCAACGGGAGAUACGGGAAUAGCCGUAGAUAUUGAUAAGAAGAAAGGAAGAUGAAGAGGAACGGAUUAAAAGAGAUUGAAAGUAAGCAAACUUUGCCAUUCGCUCUACUACCAACCCAUGUUUUCACACUAAAUUCAAAUCGCUCUUACCACGUUUUUGCUAUUUGUUGUUGUUGUUGCGCGCGCCUCCUCACCACCACCAUCGAAACGAAACUCUGCCGAUCGUGUUACGCCUUUCUCACCAACUUGAUGUUGAUGUUGCUCCACUCAUCGCCACCACUAAAAUACCUCUACUGUUCUUGUUGUUGCCUCACCGCCGACCACACGCCACGCGCCCGUGUUGCUAACCGUAAUUAUUCCGUUGCACCUUUGCCCCGCUCAAUCCAGAUGGACCCUCUACCGCACAUAAACGCGCAGACCGAAGGUACAAAUCAGUUUUAGAAACAGCUAGCUAAAACACAGAGUCAUUGCAAACCAAAACACACAGUCGUGAGAAAAGCGUAAAUGAGAAGGGAGGCUCAGUGUUAAUGGCAGUAAACAAAGAGAAAAGAAAAGGGCUCGGUGUGGGAGACAGGACAAACGAUGGUACGAUCGGAUAGGCCACGCAGCAGCACAGGAAUUCUCGAUCUCCAGGGGCCAGAAGAGACGCGAAGGUGCGGAAACGGUUUGAGAUAUUGAAUAGUGGAGCUAAAUAGUAUCUCACCAAUCGAUAGACAACAAAUCAAAAAAGAACCGAAGUCAGCAUCGCGGCAGGUGCAGCAGCAAAGCAGAGCAGAAGAGAGCCUUAUCGUCAGUUUUGGGUGGCCAUGCUUCUACACACAAUACAGCACAGGAGGAGAAGAGAGGAGGAGUCGUUGGUCACAUAAGUUUGAGAAAGUGCAACAGAAAUCCACACACAGGAUCAUCGCGCGUCCCCUCACAGUCGAUGGGAAUUCUCGAUCACCUUAAGAGGACAAAAGAGGAUAAAAUAGCGCAAUGGUAGCGAGUCCUUACAGAAGAGACCACAGGAUUUGCUUCUCAACUCCCCCCUUUCCACUCUACGGCUUUAGGAGAUAGCAAGCUUUCAUCCACUUUGAGGUGCUUCUCGUUCAGAAGGCAUCGUUACGGUCGUCCGGUUUCCUUACUCCAUCGCUUGCACCUCUCUUCUGAUUGGUAUUGUUGGCUGACGUAGCAAAAUGCCAGCAUAAUAUGUCUGCACAUCAAGAGCAUAGCAACAAUUUACGAAGCAAAUCUGCUCGUGCUUUUGUAAGUUUAAUAAGGCUUCUUCGAACGACAAAUAGACGACAAUCCUGCAAAAAUACACGUUCAUGGAGUAGAAACCUAUGCCCAAUACACGGUGAAGCAACAAUAAGAGAAUCGCACCCAAUCGAAACCACCGGGUGUGCAUCCUAAGCACUUACGAUCUCGUUGAGCAAACAGGAAGUGAAAAAAAGCGAAAGGUUUAUUCCGCCGUUUGCUACUUUUGACCGCAUGCAAUUAAUGCGCACCAAAACAACUACGCGUGUGCACGCCACCUUUGAAUGUUGCAGUUCGAUCUGCGAAACAACCAGCAAGUAAUAACAUAUUUAUUAACUAUUAAUGUGUAGGUUUAUGGAAAAAAAAGAAACAGCUUAGCGCGUAAGAAAACGAGCCGCCAGCAGGUGUAGAGAUUUUGGGUUUAAACACGUUUUAUUUGUCACACAUUUUGAACAAGUUUUAUACACACAAACACAUACCAACCCCCCCCCUUACCUUAUUCGUAAAAAGGAAACCAUGUUCAGAUAAUUGGAUAAAGUGUACUAUCCAUCCAUGAAGGGAAACUUUCCACACAUAAGGGUAGAAAUUAACGUCGCGGGGGGGAAGAGUAACACGAUUGAAGAAGGGCAUAUCUAGUGAAGCAGUAUAAAACCAACAUUAGAGCAGAAGCAAAAGGGACUAACGUACAUUGUGUAGUGCAAAACAGUGUUUAAGUACCAAUUUCGAUAAGGAAGAUCAUAUACCUUAAAGAAAGCAAGAAGAAAUCGUCCAGGGAACAUAGAACAUGACCAGGAUUUAGGUGUCCUGCAGGAAAGAGAAGACAAGAAUGGCAAAAACUGUACUGAAAAUUAGUAGUCUCUCAACUUUUCAUUUGUGUAUAUAAAUAGUACUAUAAUUAUGCUUUUUUUCUGUAAGGUUUAAACUGACUUUUAUGUAACUGCUGAAGGGCGAUCGUUAGAUCUACAAAAUAGAGAGGGUUUACUCUAAAAUUUAUCUCACUCUAUGGAGUGAUUAAGGAUGUUCGUUUCUUUUGAAUAAAGCUGCAAUAACAACACGAUAGGAAGAGCAUGUGCGACCCAGAAAAAAAAACAGUAGAACCCAAUCAAAGUUUCGUUCAGUAACCAAACCAAACCCUACUUACAGUUCCACUUAAAUUACGCACUGAUUGAUUUGUUAAUUUUCCGACAGACUGUAGUAGCGUUCUUUAAAAGAUGAGAAAGAGGUCGUUGCAAGUUCAUCCACUUAAGGCAGGAAUAUGAGAAACUAGAGAAUACAGUAAUAUUAUCUGACGGAUCGCGCAUACAUAUUCGAGAGUAAGUUCUUGUCGCAGAAGCAACCAGAAAACAAAUAAACAGAAAAGCCAAGAGAG
Molecule: messenger RNA, 3857 nt
Organism: Anopheles coustani
Lineage: Eukaryota; Metazoa; Arthropoda; Insecta; Diptera; Culicidae
Gene: Hrb87F
Product: heterogeneous nuclear ribonucleoprotein 87F
Exons: 5
Coding region: 191-1288 (365 amino acids)
Molecular function (GO): RNA binding
Source: RefSeq, a predicted model, not a curated record